Messenger RNA from Gamsiella multidivaricata, 228 nucleotides. RefSeq lists its product as uncharacterized. The record is from RefSeq and is a predicted model, not a curated record. Gene Ontology annotation, biological process: positive regulation of transcription by RNA polymerase II. The transcript is spliced from 2 exons. Lineage: Eukaryota; Fungi; Mortierellomycota; Mortierellomycetes; Mortierellales; Mortierellaceae. Gene Ontology annotation, cellular component: nucleus. The annotation marks the transcript as partial.
GCUGAGAUGCUAUACGAGCAUCUCAGGGACGACCAUGUCGGCCGCAAGGCACACCACAACCUGUGCUUGACCUGCAAAUGGGACAAGUGCAACGUGCCGACCUUUGCCAAGAGGGAUCAUAUCACAUCCCAUCUGCGGGUCCAUGUGGCCUCGAAGCCAUACCAGUGCGAGGUUUGUAAAAAAGGUUUCAAGCGACCGCAGGAUCUGAAGAAGCACGAAAAGACCCAU